This is a messenger RNA of Physcomitrium patens, 3835 nucleotides long. Its product is annotated as beta-arabinofuranosyltransferase RAY1. The record is from RefSeq and is a predicted model, not a curated record. Gene Ontology annotation, molecular function: glycosyltransferase activity. NCBI's taxonomy places the organism in Eukaryota, Viridiplantae, Streptophyta, Bryopsida, Funariales, Funariaceae.
UCGUCGACUACAUUAACAGAUUUACAUGCCUCUGUUGCUCAUUAACACACCCACAGUAAACCUCAUGCCAAUGCGCCAGUGAACGCUGCGGCCACCUCUUCUCUUGUCACUCUCGUCUGUAGAGUCCCUCGGUUAUGUCUGCAUCACUCGUGGAUUCGCCCUUUCCUUCUUUGAACUCUUAGCUGUUUGAAUAAGCUUCUCCACGUGCGAGGCAGAGGGGAGGAACCAGCCUUUGGAGGGCACCAGACCUUCCUUUGGAGUACCUUCAUUGCACUACGAGGAGUACCUGUGUUCAUGGUGUGAGCAUUCAGAGGUUUAAGGAUUGAGUCUCUAGUUGUGAUAGGGCUGGCCAAGGCGCGAUUUUUCUUGCGCUUUUGGAGGAGACAUGAGAGGCUUUGGUCGCGGAUGACGUCGAUAGUAACAAAAUUGCAAUCCGCAGAGGCGUGGUGGGUUUCUCGCUGUGGCAUUGUUUGUCAUCUGAUCGAUACUGUUAAGCGUUCAAUGAGCGUCGACAAGGGGAUCUGGAGUAGCGAUUUCUCUUUUCCUAUAACGGGUAACGUAACCUGAUUAUACACAUGUACUUGAAGCAACACCAUAGAAUGAUUUGGCGUGUCUAUCGGCUUGAGUCCAACAGGUUUAGUGCAUUCUAUGUGGUGCGGAGCUACUUGACUGCGUUCUAUUCGUGCAAAAAGUAGUCGCUGCUCGCCAUUAGGGGAAUGGAUUAGGACCACUGCAUGCGUUGGGGUUUAGAAGUUUAAAAGUAAACCUGGUCACAUCCUUCAGAAGUUGACGACUUCUGAAGGAUGUGAGUCUUGAUAGGGUAAUACUGGACAAGUUUAUCGGCACAAGGCUUAUCACCUUCUAAUAUACCUUUGAAAAGACCUGGGGAUCAAUUCAUUUUUUUUUUUUUUUUUUUUUUUUUUUCUGGGCGGAUUGUUUGGUAUUUGGUGAAAGUGGAGGACUAGGGCCAAUGUGGCAUGUCGUCGCAUGACGCUCUGGAACUUUUUCCUUCGUUCUUUCAGAAUUUCCAGGAGUGGAGCCCAAUACUAUUUACGAGAUUGGUCCAAUGAGCCUUGUUCUGAUAACUUUGUAAGCUACACAGCCAAGUGUGCUGAAUUGUUGGUUGAUGAGAAUUCGUUUGCUGCACGAAUAUCGGAGCUGACUCUGAUUAUGGAGUGACCGUUAACAAGCAGAAAUCCCAGCUUUUGUGGUGGUCAAACUUUAAUCGUGACACAAAGGACAAGUUGUAACUGGAUUCAUUGAAAGUAGGGACACACCGACCAAGGAGAACUUAAGGCCGGAUUGCAAGCGUCAUGGGAGUAUUCACAAUCUUAAGCUCCAAGAUUAGGAGAAUGACACGUUUCAAAUGCGUAUGUUCAGCUAUUGCGGUGUCUUCAGUUGUCGUAAUGAUUUUGCUUGUGGAUAUCCUGAAUAUGUCUGGCCCGUUUCCGCACACCCACAGUUUAACCAACCGCUUUGAGGCUCUGUCCAACCCACGACUGAUUCUGAAGGAGUUGCCCAACACCUUGUCCACAAUACAGAAGUCGGCUGGUUUGAAGCUUCUUGAUUACACCAAUGGCAUCAACAACGAGGUAGAAUUUACGGAUGCGCAGUUUGUUGAGACAGUGGAGGAGCAGUACAACCGUAUUAUCUCCUCGCAGAAGUGGCUCCGACAGAGGGUGAGCUGGGAGGAACAAGACUUGCAGAAAGCCCCGGAAAUGGUCGACACCUCACAGGAGCUCACGGUGACAAUUUUCAGUGCACCGCCUGCUUUCACAAGGAGCGAGGGUGAUCUUAAUCGCCAAGCUUUGUUGUCGUGGUUGCACCUGAGUCCCCGACCUCAUGUUGUCCUUCUCGGAAACCACUCUUCAUUACACCAAGUGGCCGAAGAAUUUCCAGGUUUGGUUACUGUGGAGCCUCACAUCGACUACAGCUUCACAGGUCUACCGCUUUUCAACUCUAUGGUUGCAAGAGCCAAUACGGUGGAUACCAAUGUGACAGUUUUGGUUCAACCCAACGUCAUGCUGUUACAGGAUUUCAUGCCUGGGCUGCGAAAAUUGGCAGGCACGUUCACUGACUGGGCGUUGGUAGCUCAGCGGCUUGAAGUGGCCGACCUUCCAUUCAAGUUCAUUCACAAGGGUGGGGGAAUCAUAUUCCUUGUGCAUUCCGUGACAGGAGAGUCAAUGAUCGAUCGUGAAAUGGCGAGUUUUGUGCGGACAUCUGGGAAGCUAGAUUUGCUGGAAGGGGUGAACCUUUGGGCCUGGAAUGUUGCAGCUGAUGGUAGUUCGCUUUUCGCAUCACCCAUGCCCACUUUUGCGUAUGCAGCUGGUUACCACGACCAAUGGAUGGCUCGAGGGCUUGUGAGCGGCUCACGGAUCGUUGUGGAUGCCACAGACGCUCUAAUUGGCUUCCAUGUUCAGGGAGCUUCUACGCAGGUUUUGGGCAUGGCUGAUCAAACACAGGCGCAGACAGAGUCUUGGAGUUUAGCUGGUAAAGAGUGGCAGAAUAUUGCCAACUUGUAUCUGUAUCGAAAAAACCGAGACAUCUCAGCGGAGGAAAAGGAUCUUCUGUCUGGAGGAUGGAAACUCAUUGGUUGCCCUGAACCUGCUAUGAUUAGGCUCUGCAUAAGCGAGACCCAGUCAGCCUCAAACCCCUGCCGGUGCGAGAACCUCUUGUCAACCUCUGUGCCUGGCAUUCGAUAUGCUGAAACAUUUCUCGAAAAGGAGGCCAGGUUGAGACUCGAAGUGAUACGCAUUCCAGCUCUUGGGACUAGUCCGGAGUAUGUCCUCAGCAUGGACCAGCUUCUGCCCGAACUGGCGGAUUCAAAGAAGAACGUUGCCCUGGUUGGGGUCAAGUCGAGUCACAAGGACAUGCUCUGGAGUUUUAUCUGUCGUGCCCGGGCUCUCGGGGUGAAUAAUGUUAUUGUUGCUGCGUUUGACAAGUCCAUCUACAAGUCUGCUCUUGUGCGAGGAAUCCCUGUGUUCUACGUUCCCUUGCCUGAGUCUGCCUCAGAUUCCGAGGCAGUUAUUGCAAGAUCCGACGUUAGCACCAACUGCUCGCAGCAACUGACACAGCGGAAGCUGCAGGUGGUUCUUCAAAUCCUGCAAAAAGGGUACCACGUGGUUUGGAGCGAUGUUGACGUUAUUUGGUUCCAAAAUCCUCUGCCCCGCUUAACGGCAUUUCCAACAGGCACUUUCCUCGUCGUGAGUGACGAACCGAAUAUGAACCUUCCUGCCAAUGGUCGCGGGCGUGUGGAUUCAGGAUUCUUCUACGCGCAAUCGGAGAAAGCAACCAUCAAGGCCUUCAAAGAUUUGAUAAGUUACGCAAGCGAGGCACCGGAGCAGCCUGAGCAGUUGGUGUUCGGGCAUGUGUUGUGUGGAAAGGGAGCGCAACAUCGAGUGGGCGUGACGGAAUGUAAGGCGGCCUCAAGUGGCCUCCGAACAAGCUUCCUGAACCGACGAACCUUCGCGAAUGGAAUUGUGAAUGAUUACUGGUGGCAUGAGAAUGUGACGGAAGCAGCGUUGAGCAGCGGAGUAUAUGUCCUGCACAACAAUUGGAUUCAUGGAGCUGCAGAGAAAGUGAGGCGUCAGAAGGCUAAGCAUGUUUGGUUCUACAAUGAUGUCGACAAGAUGUGUCUCCAUGCAUGGCAACGCCCACACCAGCGGCUUACAGACUCUUCAAGGCCCACUCUACUAGUAGAUGGAAAUAUUUAAUUAGCGUAGGCGUGGACAUCUUGCAAUUGUAUCAUACUACCCUCUCAAUGUUUUGGGAUUUUUGUAAAACAUUGCCACUAACCUUAGGGCUGCAAUUUGGAGACACCGCUACUUAAUGACUA